Molecule: messenger RNA, 903 nt
Organism: Ruditapes philippinarum (Manila clam)
Lineage: Eukaryota; Metazoa; Mollusca; Bivalvia; Venerida; Veneridae
Exons: 4
Coding region: 87-734 (215 amino acids)
Source: RefSeq, a predicted model, not a curated record
AUUGAGUACAAGUACUCCUUUGAUAUAGAAACAGUUUUUUUUUUUUGUUUAAAUUAGGCUGCAAUCAUAUUUCAAACUAUCUGAUAAUGUGUUCAAUGGGCCUAUAUAGAGAUGUUAUGCUGCUCAUGCUAUCAGCUGCUAUUUCUUUUGUUACAGCUGAUCCCAGGGUAUGGCUAGAUGUUCCUGUAGCUGGUGAUUGUAGAGGUGAUACUAUUAUCACGUGUUAUUAUACUGAUCUACCACUAGCUACAUGGACUUGGAGUCGAAAAUUUGGAGAUUCUUGGCAAACGUUUAUUGUAAAUGGAACACAAACUGGCCCCACUCCUGGAUCUGUAAGAGAGAAGAAAAUUAAUGGCUCUUCAUUCUCGUUGAUUACUGAAUAUGCAAAUAACAUGGCACGGGGUUGGUACAAAUGCAGUGUUGGAAGUUAUGAAGCUAAACAGAGAUAUGUGGAUGUUGAGUGCAAACCAAUCAACCUCAUUGUCAGCCGUGCAGACGAUCAGCAUUUAGAAAUUAUACUGGCAGACGUGCAUCCUAUCCCAAAGAUUAGCUUAACGUUAAUGGACUCAUCCUCUCGAACAGUAGCCCUAGAUUUUCAACAUUACUGUGCGGCAAAUGGAUGGACAAUUACUUGCAAAUGGAUUUCUACAACACCAUUGCCUAUUGGAAGCUUUUCCUACAAACUUGUGGUCACAACUAUUACAGACACGGUUUUUACAGGAAAUAUAAAUUAAACUUAUCAGACAGCUGAUGCCUUUCUCCAUUAUGAGUUAAUCAUUAAACGAUGAAAAUAUAAAACUCUGUCAAAAGAUAACUCUUCUUUGUGUUGAAUUGUAAUAUUCGAUUGAACAUAGUUCUUAAACAAAUAUUAACAAAAUACAUUCGUAAUCAAGUUUUUGUCCU